This is a messenger RNA of Aspergillus vadensis CBS 113365, 720 nucleotides long. Its product is annotated as 5-formyltetrahydrofolate cyclo-ligase. Gene Ontology annotation, biological process: folic acid-containing compound biosynthetic process; tetrahydrofolate interconversion. NCBI's taxonomy places the organism in Eukaryota, Fungi, Ascomycota, Eurotiomycetes, Eurotiales, Aspergillaceae. The coding region runs from base 1 to 720 and encodes 239 amino acids. The transcript is spliced from 3 exons. Gene Ontology annotation, cellular component: mitochondrion. The record is from RefSeq and is a predicted model, not a curated record. Gene Ontology annotation, molecular function: 5-formyltetrahydrofolate cyclo-ligase activity.
AUGAUGGCUGGGUUGCAAGUCGCAAAGAGGGACCUUCGCCGGAGGAUGCGGGAUGCUCUCCAGCAGAUCCCCCCCGACUCCAUUGCCAAUCAAUCCAGGAUCGCUACGAAUCAAUUACUCGCUCUCCAGGAAUAUCGGGAUGCGAAGAGGAUCGGGGUCUAUCUGUCCAUGCCAGCGGGUGAACUCUCUACAACUGCGAUAGUGCAGGAUGCCCUGGCCAAUGGCAAAGAAGUCUUCGUACCUUACAUACACAAUCUCGAGUUGUCGUCUCAGCCAAAGACAUCAGUCAUGGAUAUGUUGCUGCUUGAGUCGAUGGAUGAGUUCAGAUCGCUCGAGCCGGACAAGUGGGGAAUCCCAUCGCUCUCGCAAGCAAGUGUGCUUAACAAGAGGAACUGCUUCGGAGGCAAGGGAGUCUCACCCCAGCCCGAAGAUUCUACGCAGGGACCGUACGGGUUGGAUUUGAUUGUCAUGCCAGGAAUGGCGUUUGAUGAGGGAUUCAGAAGAUUAGGCCAUGGCAAAGGUUACUAUGAUCAUUUCCUGACAAGGUACUCCAAAGGUCCCGAGAGCACAACAACGGCACCGAAGCUGCCUCUACUAGUCGCGCUGGCUCUCAAAGAACAAGUGCUUGCUCCGACCGAAAAGAUCCCGGUUGCGGAUCACGACUGGCUAGUAGACGUCCUCAUGGUCGGCGAUGACCGGUGCCUCGUGCGCCAACGCUGA